Marmota monax (woodchuck) is the source of this 1632-nucleotide messenger RNA. RefSeq names its product dnaJ homolog subfamily C member 3-like. Gene Ontology annotation, biological process: protein folding in endoplasmic reticulum. The record is from RefSeq and is a predicted model, not a curated record. Gene Ontology annotation, cellular component: endoplasmic reticulum. NCBI's taxonomy places the organism in Eukaryota, Metazoa, Chordata, Mammalia, Rodentia, Sciuridae. Gene Ontology annotation, molecular function: misfolded protein binding; protein-folding chaperone binding. The transcript has a single exon.
AGCCGACCGCGGGCGGCGGGCGUAGCUGCUGCCUGAGCGCCAGCGCGGGCUGGUGGGCCCCGCACCAUUCCUGCUCCUCACCCGCCGCGCCCUCGGACAUGGUGGCCCCCGGCUCUGUGACCAGCCGGCUGGGCACGGUGUUCCCCUUCCUGCUGGUCCUGGUGGAACUGCAGUACGAAGGUGCUGAAUGUGGAGUAAAUGCAGAUGUUGAGAAACAUCUUGAAUUGGGCAAGAAAUUACUUGCAGCUGGACAGCUAGCUGAUGCUUUAUCUCAAUUUCUUGCCGCAGUAGAUGGUGAUCCUGAUAACUAUAUUGCAUACUAUCAAAGAGCUACAGUCUUUCUAGCUAUGGGAAAAUCGAAAGCAGCACUUCCUGAUUUAACUAAAGUGAUUGAAUUGAAGAUGGAUUUCACUGCAGCAAGAUUACAGAGAGGUCACUUAUUACUUAAACAAGGAAAACUUGAUGAAGCAGAAGAUGAUUUUUAAAAAGUGCUCAAAUCUAAUCCAAGUGAAAAUGAAGAAAAGGAAGCCCAGUCACAACUUCUCAAGUCUGAUGAAAUGCAACGUUUGCGUUCGCAAGCACUCGAGGCUUUUGAAAGUGCAGAUUAUACUGCUGCUAUAACCUUCCUUGAUAAGAUUUUAGAGGUUUGUGUUUGGGAUGCAGAACUACGGGAACUUCGAGCUGAAUGUUUUAUAAAAGAAGGAGAACCUAGGAAAGCUAUAAGUGACUUAAAAGCCACAUCAAAACUGAAGAAUGAUAAUACUGAAGCGUUUUAUAAAAUCAGCACACUGUACUACCAACUAGGAGACCAUGAAUUAUCCCUCAGUGAAGUUCGUGAAUGUCUAAAACUUGAUCAGGAUCAUAAAAGGUGUUUUGCACACUAUAAACAAGUAAAAAAACUUAAUAAGCUGAUUGAAUCAGCUGAAGAGCUCAUCAGAGAUGGCAGAUACACAGAUGCAACCAGCAAAUAUGAAUCUGUCAUGAAAACAGAGCCCAGCAUUGCUGAAUACACAGUUCGUUCAAAAGAAAGGAUCUGUCACUGCUUUUCUAAGGAUGAGAAGCCUGUUGAAGCCAUUAGAGUAUGUUCUGAAGUUUUACAGAUAGAACCUGACAAUGUGAAUGCACUAAAAGAUCGAGCAGAGGCCUAUUUAAUAGAAGAAAUGUAUGAUGAAGCUAUUCAAGAUUAUGAAGCUGCUCAGGAACACAAUGAAAAUGAUCAGCAGAUUCGGGUAGGUCUAGAAAAAGCACAGAGACUAUUGAAACAGUCACAGAAACGAGAUUAUUAUAAAAUCUUGGGAGUAAAAAGGAAUGCCAAAAAGCAAGAAAUCAUUAAGGCAUAUAGAAAAUUAGCACUGCAGUGGCACCCAGAUAACUUCCAAAAUGAAGAAGAAAAGAAAAAGGCUGAGAAAAAGUUCAUUGACAUAGCAGCUGCUAAAGAAGUUCUCUCUGAUCCAGAAAUGAGGAAGAAGUUUGAUGAUGGAGAAGAUCCCCUAGAUGCAGAGAGCCAACAAGGAGGUGGUGGAAACCCUUUUCUCAGAAGCUGGAACUCAUGGCAAGGGUUCAAUCCCUUCAGCUCAGGCGGACCAUUUAGAUUUAAAUUCCACUUCAAUUAAACCAACUGUUUUUCUGCUC